This is a messenger RNA of Fusarium oxysporum Fo47, 984 nucleotides long. RefSeq names its product ADP-ribosylation/Crystallin J1. NCBI's taxonomy places the organism in Eukaryota, Fungi, Ascomycota, Sordariomycetes, Hypocreales, Nectriaceae. Bases 1 to 984 code for a protein of 327 amino acids. The record is from RefSeq and is a predicted model, not a curated record. The transcript has a single exon.
AUGUCUCACCCUGAACGUCUGUCCGACCAUGAAUCUCGAAUCAUUGGUGCCCUGCUCGGCGUUCAUGCUGGCGACUCGCUUGGUGCUACCCUCGAAUUCGCCCCACAUGACCUAAUUGCAAGCGAUUAUCCAGGUGGUCUUCGAGACCUUAUUGGUGGAGGGCUUCUCUCGUGGUCUGCUGGACAGGCGACUGACGAUACCGACAUGACCCGCGCGGUAUUGCUAGCUUAUCGAGACUUCCAGCCAGGAGACGAUAUUGCUCGUCUCUCGGCAGAGAACUUCCUAAAAUGGGAGGACGGUGACUGGCCAGGUAGAGAGCUUGGGAGUCGCCCAAAAGAUAUCGGGGAGGCGGUAGCAGAUGGCCUAGAAAAGUAUCGAGAGACACGAGACCCUGACCAUGCAGGAGCUGGUAGGGGGAGGGCCGGUAACGGCAGUUUAAUGCGCUGCAUCCCUACUGGCCUUUUCCAGACUGAUCCGGAGACGCUCAUCGUCGAGAGCGAGCGCAUCAGCCGUGUAACGCAUGACGAUAAGAAAUGUACCGUCUCUUGCGCCGCCUACAACACGAUUGUCUCCCAGUUGAUUAACGGGAGCAGCGCCGCAACUGCCAUCGCCGCCGGGCAACAUGUUGCAAUUGCACUCAAAUCUGCCCAGGUAAACCGAGCUAUCGAGUUGGGAAAAGAACUUAGUAUAGCCACUAUGGCCAAGAAGGGUGCCUCGCCGAAGCUGAAGGACGAUGGUGGUGGCUUUGUUCUUGAUUCCUUAAGCAUUGGCAUUGCGGCAUUGCUGGACAGGCGUGGGCUGGAGGAUGUUCUGGUUGAUGUCGUGCGUAUCGGUGGCGACACGGAUACAAAUGCUGCGAUUUCGGGCGGUUUGCUCGGUGCGAGGGACGGCGAAGAUGGAAUUCCAUUGCGUUGGAGAACAAAGCUACAGUAUGGAGAGGAGUUUAAAAGCAUCGCCCUGGGCUUGUUACGUAGAUCAUUGUGA